Messenger RNA from Myotis myotis, 687 nucleotides. RefSeq names its product kallikrein-7-like. The transcript is spliced from 5 exons. Bases 1 to 687 code for a protein of 228 amino acids. Gene Ontology annotation, molecular function: serine-type endopeptidase activity. Gene Ontology annotation, biological process: proteolysis; positive regulation of antibacterial peptide production. The record is from RefSeq and is a predicted model, not a curated record. NCBI's taxonomy places the organism in Eukaryota, Metazoa, Chordata, Mammalia, Chiroptera, Vespertilionidae.
AUGGCAGGUCCCCUGCUCCAGCCCCUGCUGCUCCUACUGCUGUCCUUCGCCCUGGGAUCUGCUGAAGAAGAAGCCCAGGAUACCGGGGAGAGGAUCAUUAAUGGAGUUCCAUGUCCAAGAGGCGCCCAUCCCUGGCAGGUGGCCCUGUACCACAACAAUGUGUUCCUGUGUGCGGGCGUGUUGGUCCAUGAGAAGUGGGUGCUCACCGUCGCCGACUGCUACUCGAGAGAGUACAUUGUGCAAAUAGGCACUAAUCUUCUCGUGGAUAGAAAUGCCCAGAAGAUCAGGGCCACAGAGUUCUUCACCCACCCCCGGUAUGACGUAACCACAAAUGUUCACAACAUCAUGCUGCUGAAGCUGAGCAGCCCGGCCAAGCUCUCGCCCACCGUGAGGAUCAUGAAGGUGCCCUCCAGCUGCAAACAGCCUGGCACCACUUGUACCGUCGCUGGCUGGGGCAGCACCACCAUGGAUGGAGCAGUGAGAAACCCAUCCAAGCUCAUGUGCUCCAAUGUCAGGAUCAUCCCCUACAACGACUGCAAGCAGGUUUACCCGACCCUGUUGAGGAAAUUCACCAUCUGUGCUGCUCCGCCCAGGAGAUCCUCCUUCGCCUGCAAAAAACCUGGGCUUUCUGCCCUGGUGAACUUCUGUGCCCGGCCUGUUGUCCUUGCUCUGCUCAUGUCUGCCUAA